Molecule: messenger RNA, 1488 nt
Organism: Debaryomyces hansenii CBS767
Lineage: Eukaryota; Fungi; Ascomycota; Pichiomycetes; Serinales; Debaryomycetaceae
Exons: 1
Coding region: 1-1488 (495 amino acids)
Molecular function (GO): monooxygenase activity; oxidoreductase activity, acting on paired donors, with incorporation or reduction of molecular oxygen
Source: RefSeq, a predicted model, not a curated record
AUGACUGUUAAUACCAAAGAACAAAAAAGAAAACCACUUAUUAUCAACGCAUUUGAUAUGGGUUGUAGUGGACUACAAGCCCCCGGAUUAUGGAAGCACCCAGAAGACAGAUCAAAAAAUUAUAAUUCUAUUGAGUACUGGACGGAUUUGGCUAAACUAUUAGAGCGUGGAAAAUUUAAUGGAUUAUUCAUUGCUGAUGUCUUGGGUGGGUAUGAUGUUUAUAAUGGUCCUGGAAAUAUUAAAGCUGCGGCUAUAUCUGGGGCCCAGUGGCCUAUUAUCGAACCGAGUGCUGUGGUGUCUGCCAUGGCCGCAGUUACUAAGAAUUUAGCAUUCGGUAUUACCUUCAGUACUAUUAGUGAAGCCCCCUACCAUUUAGCAAGAAGGUUAGCUACUUUAGACCACUUGUCUAAUGGAAGAGUUGGUUGGAAUGUUGUUUCUUCGUAUUUGGAUAGUGCUGCCCGUAACUUAUUAAAUGGUGAAGAUUUACCUCCACACGAUGAAAGAUAUGUCAGAACGGAAGAAUAUCUACAAGUUGUGUAUGAAUUAUUGUUAUCUUCUUGGAGUGAUGAUGCGGUAAAAUUAGACAAAAAAAAAGGAGUUUAUUCUGACCCUGAAAGAAUUAGACAGAUCGACUUCGAAGGUAAAUAUUUUAAGGUUCCGGGACCAAAUAUUACUGAUCCAACUCCCCAGAGACUUCCAGUCAUAUUGCAAGCGGGAACCUCAAAAGCAGGUAAGAAUUUUGCAGCUAAGAAUGCUGAAAUUGUCUUCAUAACUAACUUCACUCCAGAGAGCUUAGCUGGGCAAAUCUCAGAUAUUAAAAAGCUUUCUACUGAAACAUAUGGAAGAGAGGAAGAUGCCAUAAAAUUUGUCCAAUUAGUAACAACAGUUAUUGGGGAAACACAUGAAGAAGCUGAAGACAAGUAUAAGGAUUUGAAACAAUACGGUGAUCUAGAAGGAGCCCAGGCAUUAUUUAGUGGUUGGACAGGCAUUGACAUAGGCCAAUUUAAUCCUGAAGAUGAAUUGAAAGACGUUGGUAGUAAUGCAGUACGUGGGUUCAUCGAUAAUUGGACAAAGUUAUCGCCAGGUGAUCCUGUUGAUCUUAAAAAGACUAGAGAAUAUGUGGCUAGCCAAAUUACGGUAGGUGGAUUAGGUCCUGUGUUCUAUGGGACACCUGAUGAAGUAGCUGAUGAAAUAGAAAGGUGGGUAGAUAUUUCAGGUGUUGAUGGUUUUAAUUUUACUUAUGCCAUUCAGCCUGGUACGUUUGAAGACAUCGUCGAUCAUUUGAUUCCCGUUUUGAGAAAGCGUGGUUUGGCUUGGGAUGACUACCCUCGUGAAGGCUUAACAUUUCGGGAAAAUGUGUUUGGUACGGAUGGUAAAGAUCCAAGUUUUGUAAGGCCUUCACAUCCUGCUUAUGAACUAAGAUGGAGAUCAGGUGUCUCUAAAGAGGAAUUUGAAAGUAAAUUGAGAGACAUCAAGAAUACUAAGUGA